UGCCCCGCCCCCGCCCGCCUCCGGAGCAAGGCUAGGGCUGGCGGCGGCGGCGUCGCCAGCGGCAGUUGGGAGCGGUUAGCUGCGGAGCUAUUGGUCCCCGCGGCGGCUCCGUGGUUCCGGCCCCGCGAUGUCGGUGUCGACUCCCGCCGCCGCCGAGGCCGAGGCCGAGGCCGAGGCGAAGCCGAAGCAGGCGAGAGCCGGCCAGGGCCCUGGGCCGCCGGGGCCGCGCUACGUGCUGGGGCUGGACGUGGGGAGCAGCGUGAUCCGCUGCCACGUCUAUGACCGGGCCACGCGGAUCUGCGGUUCCAGCAGCCAGAAGGUAGAAGUGAUUUAUCCUCAAAAUGGCUGGGUUGAAAUAGAUCCUGAAGUUCUUUGGAGUCAAUUUAUUGCUGUAAUAAAAGAAGCUGUACAAGCUGCAGGAAUACAAAUGGAUCAGAUUGUUGGCCUUGGAAUCUCAACACAGAGAGCAACUUUCAUUACAUGGAACAAGAAAACAGGAAAUCAUUUUCACAACUUCAUAAGUUGGCAAGACCUAAGAGCUACUGCACUUGUGAAAUCCUGGAAUAAUUCUUUUCUGUUGAAGCUAAUACAGAGUUCCACCAAAAUACUUCACUUUUUCACUCGAAGUAAACGACUUUUAGGUGCCAGUUUAUACACUUUUACAACUCAGCAAGUGUGUUUGAGAUUGGCCUGGAUUUUACAGAACUUGAAGGAGGUACAAAAAGCAGCUGCAGAAGAAAAUUGUUGCUUUGGAACUAUUGAUACUUGGCUGUUGUAUAAACUCACAAAAGGUUCUGAAUAUGCUACAGACUUUUCAAAUGCUAGUACAACUGGAAUUUUUGACCCAUAUCAGAUGUGUUGGAGUGGAAUCCUUACCUCCCUGCUUUCGAUACCAAUCACUAUGCUACCUCCUGUGAAAGAUACAAGUCACAACUUUGGAUCAGUGGAUAAAGAAAUCCUUGGAGCAUCUAUACCGAUUGUGGCCUUGGUUGCUGACCAGCAGGCAGCCAUGUUUGGGGAAUGCUGCUUUCAGAGAGGAGAUGUGAAGUUGACUAUGGGAACAGGGACUUUUUUGGAUAUUAAUACUGGAACCAACCUUCAACAGACUGUGGGAGGUUUCUAUCCAUUAAUUGGUUGGAAGAUUGGUCCAGAAGUAGUAUGUUUGGCUGAAGGCAAUGCAGCAGAUACUGGUACUGCCAUAAAAUGGGCCCAAAAUUUGAAUCUUUUCACAGAAGCUGAUGAGACUGAAAAAAUGGCUAAAAGUUUGACAGAUUCUGAAGGAGUUUGUUUUGUUCCAUCCUUUAGUGGAUUGCAGGUUCCAUUAAAUGACCCCUGUGCAUGUGCCUCUUUUAUGGGUCUAAAAUCUUCCACUAAUAAGUUUCAUCUGGUACGAGCUAUACUGGAGUCAAUAGCUUUCAGAAAUAAACAAUUGUAUGAGAUGAUGCAGAAAGAGAUUGACAUUCCUGUUACCAAAAUCCGGGCAGAUGGAGGGGUCUGUAAGAACAGUUUUGUUAUGCAGAUGACUUCUGACCUGAUUAAUGAGAAGAUAGACAGACCUGUGCAGAUAGAGAUGUCUUGUUUGGGUGCUACUUUUCUAGCUGGUCUUGCUGUUGGGUUUUGGACAGACAAAGAGGAAUUAAAGAAACUGAGGGAAACCGAAAGAGUUUUUGAGCCCCAGAGGAAAUGGAAAGAAUAUGAACCCAGUAUGGAAAAUUGGGUCAAGGCUGUGAAGCGUUCCAUGAACUGGUAUAGCAAGAUAUAAUAGCAGAAGGGAGAAGAUAGAUAUAACAGUUUAGUGCUUUUUAGGGGGAAACCUUUUUACCAUAAUUUUUAUCUAAACCUCAAACUUGCUAAGACAACAAUACCUCAUAAACACACCAGUCAUUGUCCUGUAUUUUGUAGCAACCUCCCAGGGAGGGUCAGACCACCACUUCCACUUGUGUUUUGGCUGCUCUAGAAUUCUUCUGUCUUACCUUGGGUCCUCAUCUUUUUAAAAAAGAAAAUAUUAUAGAUCAGUGCUAUAACUGAACAUUGUGAUUUGUUACCAGCAACUUUUGGUGAAUGCCAAUGUCUCAUUCAAAAAUUAUGUCAUUUUUUGCCUUGAAUUAGAUUUAUUUACAAUUCAUAUAUUAAAUAAAAGGAUGACAUGCCAAAAUAAUGUAGCAGUACUGAAGCAACAUUAAGAUUUUUAAAAUUUAAAGCUGCAAUUUGUUAAGUGCUCUGUCCAGAUGUGAGCUGUUUGUCAAUAUUUGAUUUUUAGGCUAAGUUUCUUUAUUGGUUAGUGCAUUGUCUUUUUUUUUGACUGCCUUUUCUGUGAUAUAGGAACAUUAUUUCUUUGCAGAUUUGCUAGCUGAUCAUUUAUAAUGUUUGAAAAAUAUUGAUUUUUGAUUGAUAAAAAUGAUAGUGUUUGCUAUGGAGCAAUAAUUUCGUUCCAUCCAUCAAAUUACUUACUGACUUAAACAUAACUGGUUUGUUGGUAAGUAGAGAAGCAAUGCUCCACCACUUUGGCUGUCAUCACAGAAUCAAUCACAAUCUCAUUUUUGAGAACAUAUAGCUUACUGUUUUUUGCCUCUUGCUCAUGAUCUCACUGAGCAUUUUGUCACCUUGCAUCAACGUUCUAACAAACAUAUUUUGUUUUAAGCAUCUCUGAGCCUGGCUGUUGAUGGAAAAACCAGAACAGUUCUUAGUAGGAACAAGAGGAUGAUACCUCUACUUUAUGAGCACUUUUUUUUUAUCUGUUUUGGUAGUUAGGGCAGAUCUCUCAAAUUUGUUUUGUAGUAUUUCAUCUUUGCACAUGUGCCUUGUGAUAGUUAACCUACAUGUCUGGCCUAAAGCAUGGCAGGAGCAGAUCCAUGGAGUUAGCAGGGGCCCUCUCUUAGCCCCUUCUCCUUCUAAGAAAAGAGCAGAGAAAGCUUAUUUAAUUUUCUGAUCUUCUGCUUGGUGAGGAUUUUGGAGAGAAGAGGGUAGAGUCCUUCGCUGCUCCCACUCCCAAUCAUUUAAGCAUCAUUUUAGUUUUCACAGUGUGAUAAGAAUGAGUUUUGUGCCUGAAACUGAUGUUCAACCCUCAUCAUCAUCACCACCUCCCUCAUUUCCCCUUUGCCAGGAUUUGCCCAUUUAACAGGGGCUUUUGCUUAUUUGUUUUGCUGAUUGUGAAUUUGUUUCUUCUGUUAAACUAUAGCACUUCUAUUUAAAUUUAUUCUAUACAAAUAAUGGAUUUAAGGAAGGUAGUCAAGGUAUCAAUGUAUUUUAGUUCUGGAUCUCUUCCAAAAAUGGACAACUCAUAUCUCUGGAGAAUCUUGUUUCUGAUAGUUUUAUACUAAAGUAGCUAGAGAUAACUUUCUAUGGGAUUUGAACUGACUGUGGCCAAACUCAUAGAGGCCCCUGUUGUCAUUUCUCAGAGAUUUGACAUGGCGGGGGCAAAGGGGAGGCAUUGCUAUAGUCAAUAAUACUUUUGUCUUUGCACACCAAAUCCUGAUGCAAUAUUACUAAUGCCUAAAACUUGAAUUUUACUUUGACCUUGCCUAUUAAUCCCCUCUUCCUUCAUCCCUCCCUACUGCUCUCCCUUUCUUUCUCUCUCCAAUUGUACUACCACAAAUUAAAGGAUAAAUAAUGUUUAUUAUGUAUAAUUGAAUUUCAUGAGAAUUGGAUAUCUGCCCAAGUAAUGGAGUCCUAUUUUUUUCCUAUUCAAGUCUAGAAACAAGUCUUAUUUUUGCUCUUUUGGUUCUUGAAGUGACAAUUUGCUAGACAAGGUGGCCAGAUUUUCUGAAAUCAGAAAAGUAAUCACAUUUGUUUGUGAAGGUUACAGACAAAUUCUGAAUCAUUUCAUUGAAUCUAGUGCCAUCUUCCAAGUUGUCUUUCUCAUAGACAUUAUCACUUGGAAAACUGGUACUAAGAAAGGUCCUAGUUGUUCAAGGAAAACAGGAUUCCUGCUCUCACUGUAAAGGAGAGACUCUUGUGCUAGAAUCUGAUCAAGUAAUUUUUUUUUUUUGGUAGAAAAGACAAUUGUGAUGCAGAUCUGGGAUAUGCUUGGCUAUGUUAGGGCAGGAUCCUAAUAUAUUAUCUGAUUCCCUGCUUUGCUUGAAUUUGUGUUUUUGAAACUUGGCUUAUCUAUACUCUUUUACUAAUGAUUUUAAAAUGCCUUUCUGUCUCUGGACAAAGACCACUUUUGAUAAAUCAUAUUUUUCCUCCAUAUGAUCUCCUAUAUUGUAAGCUCCUUGAGGGCAGGCAUUGUGUCCUUUUCCUGUCAUCAAUAGUGCCUUGCACAUAGUAGGUGCUUAGCUAAUAUUAGUUGGAGUGAAAUUUCAUUUCUUUGUUGGACUUGUAACAUGUAUAUCUCCUUUUCUCUUUUUGUACAAAAACUAGUAAAUAAUGAAUGAUGUUUGUUACAGUAAAUACAUUGGAUUAAAAGAUAUAACUGUAAAUAAUUUUUAGAGCAUAAGCACCUGGAAUCCCCUUUUUUUAUUCUUAAAGCUCUGUCUGAAAAAUCUCACUUUUUUACAAGGGAAAAUGGCAUAUUCAAAAUUUUAAUUUUUUAAACAACAAAAUUCCUCAUGUUAGUAUAUAUCUGAAGGCACAGAUUUAGAUAACUUUAGAAGAUAUUUCUAAGGAAAGAGAAUGGUUUUUCCACACGUUUUAUAUUAUCACAGAAGAAUACUAAAUGAUGGGACCCUAGGAAUCUCAAAUAUAACUGUGCUUCAGAAAAAAGCUCCAA
Sarcophilus harrisii (Tasmanian devil) is the source of this 4711-nucleotide messenger RNA. It is a transcript of the gene GK5, whose product is annotated as glycerol kinase 5. The coding region runs from base 128 to 1762 and encodes 544 amino acids. Gene Ontology annotation, cellular component: mitochondrion. The record is from RefSeq and is a predicted model, not a curated record. Gene Ontology annotation, biological process: glycerol-3-phosphate biosynthetic process; glycerol metabolic process; triglyceride metabolic process. Gene Ontology annotation, molecular function: glycerol kinase activity. NCBI's taxonomy places the organism in Eukaryota, Metazoa, Chordata, Mammalia, Dasyuromorphia, Dasyuridae. The transcript has 16 exons.